UCCCCAUGAGUGACAGAGAGAGAGAGAGAGAGAGAGAGAGAGAGGUUACAUGCGGACGAGGGGGAUUCAAUCAGGAAAGGCGCACGGUUGGCUCAAUUUGGGAUUCGAACUGGCUUUGGCAGGCAGGGGUGCCACGAAGUAACGAGGUUAGCUAGCACCUCGUAGAUGGUCUUAUUUUCAAGAUGAGGUUAAGAGUUGGAUUUAUUCUUCGUAGUGUAAUAGUUAUUGCCACAUUCUUAGGGCUUGUGGUGCUUUGGUCUUCCCUUUCGCCGAAAGAGCACGACGAAAAUCCCUUCGCUAAACGGGAGGGAGAUGCCUCUAACCUCUUGCCUAAGAAUGACAUUGCUGACCAGUUCAAACCCGUGGUCCCCUGGCCCCACGUGGAAGGGGUCGAGGUGGACCUGGACUCCAUCAGACAGAAGAACAGGGGAGACGACAAGCUGGUUCCUGGCAAACCAGCCGGCGGUGCUCAGAACCAGCAAAAUGUCAUCCAGAAACAGUAUGUCACCUUCAAGCCCCACACCAAUGUCUACUCGGCACCUGUCCUAAGGAAGGGGACCCUGGGGAACUUUGAGCUCAAGGAGCCGGAGCCCCACGGGGUGCAGGAUGGGCCUGGGGAGGGGGCGAAGCCAUUCGUCCUGGGAGCGGAAUAUCACGAGGCCGUCCAGGCCAGCAUUAAGGAAUUUGGCUUCAACAUGGUGGCCAGCGACAUGAUCUCCCUAGACAGGACCAUCAGCGACAUUCGCCAUGAAGAGUGUAAGUACUGGCACUACGACGACAACCUGUUGACGUCCAGUGUCAUCAUCGUGUUUCACAAUGAGGGCUGGUCCACCCUGAUGAGGACGGUCCACAGCGUCAUCAAGAGAACGCCCAGACGAUACCUGGCCGAGAUCGUCAUGAUCGACGACUUCAGCAACAAAGUGCACCUGAAGGAGAGACUAGAAGAGUACAUUAAGCAGUGGAACGGCCUGGUCAAACUGCACCGCAAUGAGAAGCGAGAGGGCCUCAUCCAGGCUAGGAGUAUAGGAGCCCAUGUAGCCACCCUGGGACAGGUUCUUAUCUAUUUAGACGCUCACUGUGAAGUCACUGCCAACUGGUACGCCCCUCUGGUGGCCCCCAUAUCCAAGGACAGAACGGUAUGCACUGUACCUCUGAUAGAUUAUAUAGACGGCAGUGACUAUACCAUAGAGCCCCAGCAAGGUGGUGAUGAGGACGGGCUGGCCCGGGGAGCCUGGGACUGGAGCCUGCUGUGGAAGAGAGUGCCUCUCUCCAGCAGGGAGAAGGCUAAGCGAAAGCAUAAGACCGAGCCUUAUCGGUCUCCUGCCAUGGCUGGGGGGCUGUUUGCCAUUGAGAGGGACUUCUUCUUUGAGCUGGGCCUCUAUGACCCAGGACUGCAGAUCUGGGGAGGGGAGAACUUUGAGAUAUCCUAUAAGAUCUGGCAGUGUGGUGGCCAGCUGCUCUUCGUGCCGUGCUCACGCGUGGGCCAUAUCUACCGCCUACAGGGCUGGCAGGGCAACCCACCCCCUGCCCACGUUGGCUCCUCGCCCACACUUAAGAAUUAUGUGCGUGUGGUGGAGGUUUGGUGGGACGACUACAAGGACUACUUCUACGCAAGCCGGCCGGAGACCCUCACCCUGGCCUACGGGGACAUCAGCCAGCUCAAGAAGUUCAGAGAGGAGCACCGCUGCAAGAGCUUCAAGUGGUUCAUGGAAGAAAUUGCCUAUGACAUCCCCAUGAACUACCCACUGCCCCCCAAAAACGUGGAAUGGGGAGAGGUCCGUGGAUAUGAGACCAGCUACUGCAUUGACAGUAUGGGCCACACCCACGGAGGCAACGUGGAGAUUGGACCCUGUCACAGAAUGGGUGGGAACCAGCUUUUCAGGAUAAAUGAAGCCAACCAGCUCAUGCAGUAUGACCAGUGCUUGACGAAAGGACCAGACGGGUCAGCGGUGAUCAUUACACACUGUAACAUGAACGAGAACACAGAGUGGAGAUACUUCAAGGACCUCCACAGGUUCACCCACGUCCCCACGGGGAGGUGCCUGGACCGGUCGGACGUCCUCCACAAGGUCUUCAUCGCAGACUGUGACACCAGCAAAAGCACACAAAAGUGGGAGAUGAACAAUAUUGUAGCGGUUUAAAGCUACGGCCCCACAGAGGGUACUUUACUCCUACUGGAACUCACUCAACAGGAUAGGGCAUCGAACACUGCACUUCAACUGUCUGCUGCAUUGAGAGGUUGUGUACGUCCAAAAUGGCACACUAUUUCCCUAUAUAGUGCACUACUUCCAGAGCCCGAUGGGCAGGGGCGUCAAUUGUGUAUGGCAGUCAACAUACACCAACUAUUUUAAAAUGGGCUACUGAAGUCAUUCCAAUCCCCAUUAAAUGGCAAAUGCAGUUUAAGCGGUAAUAGCUGGCAGGCCUCCGAGCGCGUGGAAAGACUGUCUGGCUAGAGCACAUUGAGCUGAGGUAGCUUUUGUCUUAAAACAGUGCAGAGGUGGAAGAUUGCUGUAGAUGGCUAUGAAACUGCACUUUUGACUUCAUGUGGAACUUAACUCGUUUUUAAUCCCAGUGCUGAGCUAGUGCUUAGUAGCUAAUUGCUGUAUGACAUGUUUGUAGAAAGUUAAGUCCCUUAUUGACUGUGGGGAAUGAAGCUACAUCUAAGGUGAUAAUGGCUGGAGUCAAUUCUGCUUGUUUUCACUGUCUCCAAAUAGCUUUUUAGAGUUUAAAUUGAGUAGGUUUAGCUGAAAUGACACCCCUACCUAAGGGCCCUGGUCAAAAGUAAUGCACUAUAUAGGGGAUACUGUGCUCUCUCAACCAUGUCCCACGGAAGAUACUCCUCCGCACACACACUUGGAUAAUGGACCUUUUUUCAGUUGUAGAUGUUUACACGUUCUUGCUCUUCUCUCGAUCUUUACAUCUUAUUGGGGUCUUUGGGCUAUUACUCAGGGGUCGUGGAAAUGUUCUAACUUUAAAAAAACAUUGGUGGAGGAUUCAUUAAUCAAUGUGCAGAAUUGAACAUUCAACAAUUCAAAACCACUUCUAGUAGUCGUGUAAUAAACUGCCCACUAGCUAGGUUUUUAUAACCUGGUCUCAGAUCUGUUUGUACAAUGACCCAUAGGUGUUUAAUUGACAAGAAAGCACAAACAGAUCUGGGACCAGGCUAGAUGGAUAAGUCCACUCAUGAAUCAUGGUCAAGAAUGAACACUGGAUGUUUUGAAAGGACUUACUACUUCAAUGAUGUUGGUCUUAGGCACAGUGAAAUUCCAAAAGCUUGAAUUUAACAUGUUGGCUCUAACAGGUGAAUUUCAAAUGGCUAUAUAAAGAAAGGGUUUGUGUUUUUUAGUGUUUUUAUAUUUCCAGCUUGGUAUGUAAAUGUUGUUGAAUGAGGACUACAAAGCAACCAGAAUCAGACACCAAUUUGUUCAAUGCAAAAUUAAGAAAAUGUUUUCUUUGGGGUGUGAUGUGUAUGCAUUUUUUAUAAUGUAAAUAGGUUUAUUUCUAAAACAUAGAGCUAUACAGUGAGCCUUGGAUGAAGGUGUACAUAUCUAACUUAUAAAAAAUAUUGGCUCAAACUGUACUCAUGGCAAUAAAUUGAACCUUUUUACCAACGA
This is a messenger RNA of Salmo salar (Atlantic salmon), 3614 nucleotides long. RefSeq names its product N-acetylgalactosaminyltransferase 7. NCBI's taxonomy places the organism in Eukaryota, Metazoa, Chordata, Actinopteri, Salmoniformes, Salmonidae. Gene Ontology annotation, biological process: protein O-linked glycosylation. The record is from RefSeq and is a predicted model, not a curated record. Gene Ontology annotation, molecular function: polypeptide N-acetylgalactosaminyltransferase activity. Gene Ontology annotation, cellular component: Golgi apparatus.